Molecule: messenger RNA, 618 nt
Organism: Pteronotus mesoamericanus
Lineage: Eukaryota; Metazoa; Chordata; Mammalia; Chiroptera; Mormoopidae
Product: high mobility group protein B3-like
Exons: 1
Coding region: 1-618 (205 amino acids)
Biological process (GO): regulation of transcription by RNA polymerase II
Molecular function (GO): DNA binding, bending
Source: RefSeq, a predicted model, not a curated record
AUGGCUAAAGGUGACCCCAAGAAGCCAAAGGCCAAGAUGUCUGCUUAUUCCUUCUUUGUGCAGACAUGCAGAGAGGAACAUAAGAAGAAAAAUCCAGAGGUUCCUGACAAUUUUGUAGAAUUUUCCAAGAAGUACUCAGAGAGGUGGAAGACAAUGUUGGGGAAGGAGAAAUCUAAAUUUGAUGAGAUGGUAAAGGCAGAUAAAAUACUCUAUGAUCAGGAAAUGAAGGAUUAUAGACCAGCUAAGGGAGGCAAGAAGAAGAAGGACCCUAAUGCCCCCAAAAGGCCACCUUCCGGAUUCUUCUUUUUCUGUUCAGAAUUCUGCCCCAAGAUCAAAUCCACAAACCCUGGCAUCUCUACUGGAGAUGUGGCAAAGAAGCUGGGCGAGAUGUGGAAUAACUUAAGUGACAGUGAAAAGCAGCCUUACAACAAUAAGGCUGCCAAGCUGAAGGAGAAGUAUGAGAAGGAUGUUGCUGACUAUAAAUCUAAAGGACAAUUUGAUGGCGCAAAGGGUCCUGCUAAAGUUGCCCCGACAAAGGUGGAAGAGGAAGAUGAAGAAGAUGAAAAGGAGGAGGAGGAGGAAGAGGAGGAAGAGGGGGAGGGGGAGGGGGAAGAAUAA